Penicillium bovifimosum is the source of this 1098-nucleotide messenger RNA. RefSeq names its product aromatic prenyltransferase. The record is from RefSeq and is a predicted model, not a curated record. The transcript has a single exon. Bases 1 to 1098 code for a protein of 365 amino acids. Gene Ontology annotation, biological process: alkaloid metabolic process. NCBI's taxonomy places the organism in Eukaryota, Fungi, Ascomycota, Eurotiomycetes, Eurotiales, Aspergillaceae. Gene Ontology annotation, molecular function: transferase activity, transferring alkyl or aryl (other than methyl) groups.
AUGUCAGUCCAAGGCCCAUACCGAUCAUUAAGUCGAUAUUUGACAUUUUCAGACCGCAAUCAGUCCCAAUGGUGGCACAACAAAGCUCCAAUCCUGGAGCACAUGUUGCAGUUCUGCUCCUAUAAUGAGGCGCAACAGUACCAGUAUCUCAUAUUCUUCUAUGCCCUCGUCACACCCGCCCUGGGCGAGUUCGUUGACCCAAAGAUUGGCGCCGAGGGAAACACCCUGCUUUCCGGGGCAGGAAAGCUAGAAUUGAGCUUGACAUUCACUGUGGAAGAGUCGUCAGUGAGACUCGCAUUUGAGCCUACUGGUUUUUUGGCUGGCACCCAGCAGGACCCGUUCAAUUGCCAUGCUAUUCGAAAAUUGCUCAAUACACUGCAAAUCGCCGAGGGCGUCCAGCUCAAUUCGGAUAUCUUCAACACAUUGGCUGAAGCUCUGAUGAUUUCCCAACAGGAACAGGUAGUCCUGCAAACAUCUAAGCAGUCCGAGGUCCAGGGUCUUUUCUACAAGACUCAGAACAUUCUCGCUCUCAAUCUUCGUGGCGGUGACGUGCUCCCAGACCUCUACGUCUACCCACAGCUCAAGUCCAUCGCCACGGACACGCCGGUGCAGGAGAUGUUAGUGGGCACUCUGCACAAGCUCGACACGCAAGGGCGCUUCUCGAGGGGCCUGGAACUUGUGGAGAAAUAUCUGCAGUCGACGGCAGCCACCACCUCACCGAUGUUCCUAUCCUAUGAUCUGCUGCCUCGAGCGCAAGCCACUGGCCGUCUCUUUUUGUCCGAAACCCAGAUGACCUGGGAUCAAAUCUGUGAUCUGUGGACGCUAGGGGGAGCUGUGUCAAGUCCUGAUGGGCUCAAAGCUCUGAAGGUACUUUGGGACAUUCUCUCUCUCACGCCUGGAAUGCGCGGCCCGGCUGACUUCCCGCUACUUUUCGGGAUGGAGUUGCUCGAGUCUCCACCUUUCAUUCGCCCGCAGAUUGGGUUCCCCAUGACAGGCAAGAGCGAGGUGGAGAUUGCUGAGGCUGCUGUGCAAUUCUUCACUUGGCUUGGCUUGACGAAGCAUGCUUCGGGUUACAUGGCUUCGCUGAAAGCGUACUAG